AUGAAUAGCGACUUCAAUCAGCUACAACAGCAGCAGAAGCUGGGCUCUUCCAGUACGUCGGCUGAAAUGCCGUCCGGCGCCCGGCCUGCUCUCCCGAAGCCCAAGAAGGCAGCAGGAAGAGAGCGCGGCAACUCACUGCUGCAGCAGCAUUUCGUUAAGGCGGAUAUCUCGAUUGAAGACCAGCUAAAAUAUUGCCGGCACUUGCACACAGCCAGUCAGAAUUUCGUUGGUUUCAACAAGGACAAUCUACAUAUCAUCGCGACAUCUUUCGAACACUUGUGCUUGACCGAGUCAGAAAACAAGAGGGAAUACAAGGCAAAGAUCCGCGCAAAGUUGCGUGAAUGGAAUUACGAGGAUUUCUCUGAAGACGAGGAAGCCGAUGCUUUAGCUUAUCAGUUACAAACAGCUCUGGAGAGCUCUGAACCUAUGCAAACAACUACUCUUAUCACAGGCGAGAACCUCAGCUCCCUUCCGAGCUCUUCAGCAUCUGGAAGCCAUGUUCACCGCGCCCCGUCUGAACGAAACCCAACUCCUCACAGCACUGGAUCCACUGCUUCCAAAAACUCUUCAAAGUUAGGGAGAUCAUCCUCCUCGCGCCCACGAUUACCCUCCCCCCAGCAAUCUUUCCCAUAUGGAUCCUUAUCAUCAGCUUCAACCCUCUUUGAUCCCGUCUUUCUCGAUAAGACCAAUCUCAAUGACCCAGCUGUACGCGCAAACUGGGUUGAGGCAGUUUGGCACUAUUUCAACAGCGGUGGUUGUCCUCCACCCCCAUCAGUGAAUACAGGCAGAGUUAGGAGCUCUAGCUUUGCUUCUAUGCCCUCGCCAGCAAGCCCCACUACUCCUACGAAUGGCCGUUUCAGGUCCUUAGCAGUUUCAGACCAUCAUCACCACCACCACCACCACCAUCACCCUAAUCAACCACAACCACAACAAGAGCAGCAUAUAGAGAGUGAAUACGAGGUUAUGGAAGGUGUAGAGACAUAUUAUCAGCAAGGACCAAAUCAACAACAUAAUAUCGGUAAUCUAGGACAAAUAGUUGAUCUUGGAGCUCUAGCUCCGGAUCCAGAAGCUUUAUCAUACGUUCAGCUGGAGCAGUGGCAGAAGAUACAAGAUCAGAACAUCGGCAACCCCUAA
This is a messenger RNA of Morchella sextelata, 1134 nucleotides long. RefSeq lists its product as uncharacterized. The transcript has 4 exons. The coding region runs from base 1 to 1134 and encodes 377 amino acids. Lineage: Eukaryota; Fungi; Ascomycota; Pezizomycetes; Pezizales; Morchellaceae. The record is from RefSeq and is a predicted model, not a curated record.